GCGCGACAUAUUCUAUAAUCCACUCUCUUAAAUGUAACUAAGCGGAACCACACGUGAAAAUUGCGUAAUAGGUAACAAGUUAUUAAGAUUUGCAUUGGUAUGACAAAUUCCGUUACUGGUUAAAUGGAACGAAAAACAAUCACUGAAUCACAUAGGCAGUGGGAAAACUCCGGUGCAUAAGCACACAUAAUAAGAAAAGUUUGGACACUUUGGUUUGGUUGGGUUUCUUCCCCCAAAACGCAUCGUCGUGAACCAAAACAAUGGAAGGAGAAUCGGAGAGUGGCAAGCGAAGGAAGGGUUGCACGUUUUGGAAAAAUGACUUCCUCCCGGAGGAGUCGUUUAAGAGUUGGGGGAACUACAUGAGGGCGCUGAGGGAGACGCCGUGGAGGCUGAAGGAUCGGCUGGUGGCGCGGUCGAGUGAGGAGGCGGAGGUGGUGGGGAUGAAGGCGCGUAGCAGCCACCAGAUGAAGAAGACGCUCAACUGGUGGGACCUCACGUGGUUCGGGAUCGGAGCCGUCAUCGGCGCCGGAAUAUUCGUUCUCACCGGCGUCGAGGCCAGGGAGGUCGCCGGCCCCGCGGUCGUCUUGUCCUACGUCGUCUCUGGUAUCUCUGCCUUGCUAUCAGUUUUCUGUUACACCGAGUUUGCCGUUGAAAUUCCCGUCGCAGGUGGGUCGUUCGCGUACUUAAGAGUGGAGCUAGGAGACUUCGUAGCCUUCAUAGCCGCGGGGAACAUCCUUCUAGAAUACGUAGUAAGUUGCGCCGCCGUGGCACGGUCAUGGACCUCCUACUUCGCCACCCUCUGCAACAGAAACCCCGACGAUUUCCGCGUGGUGCUACGCAACACCAGCCCCGACUACGGCCACCUCGACCCCGUCGCCGUCGUCAUCCUCGCCGUCAUAUGCAUCCUCGCCGUCUACAGCACGAAAGGCUCCUCCGUCUUCAACUACAUCGCCUCCGUCGUCCACGUCAUCAUCCUCGUCUUCAUCGUCAUCGCCGGCCUCCUCCACGCCAACCCCCAAAACUACAAACCCUUCGCCCCCUUCGGCGCCCGAGGCAUGUUCCAAGCCUCCGCGGUGCUUUACUUCGCCUACGUGGGUUUCGACGCCGUCGCCACCAUGGCCGAGGAGACCAAAAACCCCUCCAGGGACAUUCCCAUCGGCCUCGUCGCUUCCAUGUUGAUCACAACGGCGUCGUAUUGCUUGCUCGCGGCCACGCUGUGCCUCAUGCAACCGUUCAACGCCAUCGACGUCAACGCGCCGUACUCGGUUGCGUUUAGCGCCGUGGGCUGGGAUUGGGCCAAGUACAUCGUGGCGUUGGGCGCUCUGAAGGGAAUGACCACGGUGCUGUUAGUCAGCGCUGUGGGCCAGGCCCGUUACUUGACCCACAUCGCGCGGACCCACAUGAUGCCUCCUUGGUUUGCCAUCGUCGAUGAGCACACCGGGACGCCGGUGAAUGCUACUAUUGCUAUGGUCGUGGCUUCUGCCGCUAUUGCUUUCUUCACGGACCUUCAGAUUUUGUCUAACCUUUUGUCUAUUUCCACUCUCUUUAUCUUCAUCCUUGUGGCGGUUGCGCUUCUCGUGCGAAGGUACUACUCUAGUGGGGUCACCACCAAGGGGAACCAAAUCAAGCUCGUCUUGUUCGUUCUGUUGAUCGUUCUCUCCUCGUGUGGGAUUUCGUGUUUUUGGGCUCUUGAUGGUUGGUGGGUUGGGUAUGCUGUAUUUGGGCCCCUUUGGGCUUUGGCUACCGGUGGGCUUUGGCUUCUUGUUCCAAUGGUGAAGCAGCCCAAGCUUUGGGGGGUGCCGUUAGUUCCGUGGCUGCCUUCUAUAUCUAUUUUUAUUAACAUUUUCCUUCUUGGGUCUAUCGAUAAGGAUUCGUUUGUUAGGUUUGUUAUUUGGACGGUGUUUCUAUUGGUUUACUAUGUCCUCUUCGGGUUGCAUGCUUCUUAUGAUACGGCUAAGGAGUUUGAGAUUGAGGCACAGAGUAGUAAGGAGUUGAACAAGAUGGAGAAUGGGGUAGUGUCUUCUACCUAGGUUUUAGCUUGUUCAUAUCAUACAUGGAACAAAUGUACAAGGCUUUUGAAAAGUUAAUUGUAAAUUUUCUUCUUCAAAAUGAAUAUAUG
Molecule: messenger RNA, 2119 nt
Organism: Cajanus cajan (pigeon pea)
Lineage: Eukaryota; Viridiplantae; Streptophyta; Magnoliopsida; Fabales; Fabaceae
Product: cationic amino acid transporter 1
Biological process (GO): transmembrane transport; amino acid transport
Cellular component (GO): plasma membrane
Molecular function (GO): L-glutamate transmembrane transporter activity; L-lysine transmembrane transporter activity
Source: RefSeq, a predicted model, not a curated record